Chara braunii is the source of this 3255-nucleotide messenger RNA. The record is from the annotation of a GenBank genome assembly. Lineage: Eukaryota; Viridiplantae; Streptophyta; Charophyceae; Charales; Characeae.
GUCGGGAUCUGCAUGGCUCUGCUAUCUCGAGGUCGGGGGAGAUGAGGAAGAUGGGGAAGAUGGGGCUGGGAGGACAGGUCCAAUGCGGCUCCAGAGCGAGGAGCCUUCUGCGGUUGAGGGGCCCACAUUUACGGGGGUUCGGACACGUGUCCUCACCACGAUUCGCCGCGUCAGCUUCGCACAGGUUCAGAAUUCGGUGUGCUGAACCUUGUGCCGCCAUUCAAUGAGAGCACAACCCCGACUCUCUCCCUCUCUCUCUCUCUCUCUCUCUCUCUCUCUCUCUCUCUCUCUCUCUCUCUCUCUCUCUCUCUCUCACUCACACACACAUCCGCGCGGUUGAUUGGCGAUCACCAAAGCGAAGCCAGGCCGGCCUCCUCUCAGGAGCCAAGCGUGUGCAGACGACUGCUCGCCUGUUCAUGGUAGCUUCGAACAUCGGCCGAGAGAGAGAGAGAGAGAGAGAGAGAGAGAGAGAGAGAGAGAGAGAGAGAGAGAGAGAGAGAAUAGUGGAUAAUAACCGUCUGAUAUUAGUUAAGGAAAGGAUGGUGUGCUUGUGUGGAAGGUAUGAGGAGGAGGAGGUGCAAGAAGAAGAAGAAUACUGCUUCAUAUCCUCCCUCUGACUUCGUCUUUCUUUCUGUCCCGGUCUUCAUCUUUCUUUCCCUCUAACUUCUGCCGGUGAAGGUGGCUGCCUUCGAAUAUAGAGUAGUUGAGGAGACAGUUUCGGUCUGUUUUUUUUUUUUUUAAGCCUGCUGGUCACCUCCUUUUGUACUGGAAGCAAUAGGGCUUCGCUUCUGUUCCCGGGGCUUUUUCUGUUACUUUGUCUGGUUUUCCCUUUUCUGCUGCUGGGGGUGAUUAACAUCGAGGCCGAGGGUUUGGGUGCCCAAUGUAAUGCUCUUGCUGCGGACUGCCAGAUAAGGAGGGAGAGGUCAUCAGGGCUGAUACCCCGGUUCGUUGAGCUAAGGGCGGGCUAGCUUAACUGGACCUGUGAGGGACGGAUUCGGUUGGGCGUUCAAUCUAGGUCGGGAUCAAGGUCGGGAUCGGCAUCGGCGCUGUCCCAAGGAGUGUAGCGAUGGAGAAAGGAGAGAAAACGACCUUCAACGACAACGCCGAUGCCGAUCCCGAUCCCGACCUUGAUCGAAUGGCGGGUGUCGAUGAGGAUUGCAGCGACGAUGAACUGGCAAGAGCUUUAGAAGACGACCUGCUAACAGUAGAAGAUGAUGAAGAAGAGGGAGGAGAGGAGGAAGAAGAGGGAGGAGAGGAGGAAGAAGAGGGAGAAGAGGGAGGAGAGGAGGAAGAAGAGGGAGGGGAAGAGGAAGAGGAGGGAGAGGAGGGAGAGGAGGGAGAGGAGAGAGAGGAGGGAGAAGACGGAGGUGAGGAGGAAGAAAUAGGUAUGACGGUAAGGAAGGACGAGAAUGGGCAGGUGGCUUCUGUCGGGCGUUAUAUGGGUCUGAAGGAAGAGGGCGUGGGGAAGGGAGUAAAGAGAAAAGAGAGGGAGGAGGAGGAUGGGCAGGAGAGCAAAGAAAUGGAGAAGAAGAGGGAUCUGAAGGAGGAGAUGUCGGUGGAGGCAGGGAAGACCAAGUCGUUGCCAGUGCCCCUCCCCACUUCGUCUUGCCUCACCGUCGCUGGUUGUAAGAAGAGGAUGCGGACCUGUCACGCGAUUGACACAAGUGGAAGAAGGCCUAAGCGUCGGCAUUCCCAGGGAGAAGGGGAAGACGAAGAUCGAAGACGACGUGCAAUGGAUAUUGGUAAUCGUAAUGAUGAUUGGGUAUCUAUAAUGAUUACCGAAGAGGUGGCGGGUAAGGCGGGAGUUAGGAGGGGGAGGGUGGAGGUGGAGACUGAUGGAGAGGAUAAGAGGGAAGGGAACAAAACUGCUAAGCCACGUGUGCAGUCAGACGGAGAAGCGGCUUCGAGUGUAGUAAUUAUACAAGAGGAAGAUGGAGGCGACGGAGGGACGGGGAUCGAGAAGCUCCCACGCGAGCUGUUCUUGCACGUGUUAAAGUUUUUAUCGCCUGAGGAUUUGUCGGUUUGCUCUGCAGUUUGUCGUUUUCUGAACCUGGCAGCGUCAGAGGAAAGCCUGUGGAGGCGGUUGUUUUGUAUGCGGUGGGGUCCGCCGACGGCUACCGAACGAAAGCAGGCGCAGCGGUUUGCAUGGGGCGCGCGGAGUGCGGGGAGUGGCGGGGACCACUACGGUCGACGGGGGUGGGGAGCACUGCCAACUCAUCCGUCGUUGAUGACAGAUACCGAGCAGCAGCGCAGGCAGGCGCAGUGCCUCUCCGCGGCGCGAGUGGGUGCGUGGAAAUCUCUGUACUUCGAGCGCGAUCGAUCGGAUAUGCAAGAUUUCUUGCGAAAUUCGCCGUUGGAAUUUAGAGAGUAUUACGUCCAGAUGCAGGCGGCGAAACGAGGUCAAGCGCCGGCGUGGGAUCAGCUGAGAAACGGCGCACCCGACGAGGCCGAGCUGUUGGCUAUGGUGGAUUCCUCGGUCGCAGAUCACAUAACUGCGUGGAGGAAGAUGCAUUCUUUCGACGAAGAGAGUUUGUUAGGAGCAGCGGACCACGUGUGCUCUGGCAAAACGUGUUCUUAUCAUCAGAUAGGAGACGUGUUUCUGUGUGAGAAGACAGGCAAAGCCCACGUGUGUGAUGACACGUGUCGAGAGCAGAUACUAGAUCCUUCGUGUCAAUUACUGGUGUGUGCAGUCUCUGGGAGGUGCUUUGACAGAUGGCUAACGCCUGAGGAAGAAGAAGACGAGACGACAGAGCCCGGGCGGCGGCAGCUAGAUCAAGCUACCAAUCAAGAUGAGCAGGAGAUAUACACAGGGUCGGGGCGGCUAGCACGUGCCUACUUUUUAGGGUAUAACUGCAGAGAUGAGAAGGAGCUGGAUUUAGCUCUUGGAGAGGUGCUCCGCAGCACUUGAUCUCGUUAGGGAUUCGAUCCGUUGAUUUGCUGAUCAGUGCGGUGGCUGGCUGAUUAGUUUGCUAGGUUGAUCGGUUGGUUGAUUAAUUGGUUGGUUGAUUGAUUGGUUGGUUGACUGAUUGACUUUUUGACGGGCUGAAAACAGGGCGACAGGCGAAAUAUAUGCCUAUAUACGUCGACUCAACUGUCUUCGAGGUUGAGGGUUGACGACUGGUGGGUAAUUAAGGGCCUGAUACUCUGGUUGUGUUAUUGAUCGUCGACGCUUCGAGCGCUUUCCUAAUUAGGUCAAGUAUAUCAGGGGGAACUCGUCCUUUCUCGGCCCAGGCGGAUCAGAGCAGCACACAGAAA